Molecule: messenger RNA, 751 nt
Organism: Arachis duranensis
Lineage: Eukaryota; Viridiplantae; Streptophyta; Magnoliopsida; Fabales; Fabaceae
Product: 40S ribosomal protein S12
Exons: 5
Coding region: 173-598 (141 amino acids)
Biological process (GO): translation
Cellular component (GO): ribosome; cytosolic small ribosomal subunit
Molecular function (GO): structural constituent of ribosome
Source: RefSeq, a predicted model, not a curated record
UGUGGCCCGUUUGUCCAAAAAAAAAAGAAGACCAAAAAGAAAUUGCUCCCCCUCCCAAAGAAUAGGAACGUUUAGGGUUUUUGCGUUUUUCUCUGGCUCACUGGAAACUCGUCGGCACCUAUUCAUCGUCCUCCAGUGAAGAAGAGAUUGCUCUUUUUUCCUAUCAACAAGGAUGGCUGGUGAAGAAGGUCCUGUUGUGGCAGCUGAGCCAGCAGCUCCUGCCAUCGGCGAGCCAAUGGAUAUCAUGACUGCCUUACAGCUAACACUUAGGAAGUCACUUGCUUAUGGUGGUCUUGCACGAGGCCUUCAUGAGGGUGCCAAGGUGAUCGAGAAGCGCACUGCUCAGCUCGUUGUUCUUGCUGAGGAUUGUGACCAACCUGACUAUGUUAAACUCGUCAAGGCGCUUUGUGCUGAGCACAAUGUUAGUUUGUUGACAGUUCCAAGUGCAAAGACCCUUGGAGAAUGGGCUGGGUUGUGCAAGAUUGAUUCGGAAGGAAAAGCUAGGAAGGUAACUGGUUGCUCCUGCGUAGUUGUGAAGGAUUUUGGAGAAGAACAUGAAGCCUAUAAUGUUGUCCUUCAGCACGUUAAAGCUCAAUGAGUAGCAAGUUACAUAGUUUGUGUUGGGCUUCAGUUUGGGAUUUUUUCAUUAGGGUGAAUUUUGCGUUGUAUUAGGGAUUUGAAGUGUGGAAAAUGCACGUGCCCAUUUAAUUCUGGUUUAUCGACUAAUUCCAUAAGUUAUUUUUAGAGUUAA